CCCACAGUUCCUUGCAAAUGUAAACGUGGAAGAAAAUUCAGUGCUUCUGUCGAGCAAAUUAAUUCAGAGGAGGACAAAAACAUUUGGCAUUAUUCAAGUCUAUAACAUACUAUGGAAUCUGCUUUAGAACUACUUUAUAAAACUCUAGAUGACCUGGAAAAAGAUGAUCUGAAGAGAUUUAGGAGUCUCUUAAAAGAAGAUGGGCGUAUUGGAGCUGGUAAACUGGAGAAUGCUGGUGUCACUGAUGUAGUGAAUAUGAUGGUGGAGUGUUAUGGACCAGAAGAAGCUGUAAAGAUCACACUGAAGAUCUUGAAUAAGAUGAACCAGAACCAGUUGGCUAAAGAGUUACAGGAGAAACACGAAGAAGUGCAAAAAUCAUUAGAGGCAUCUAAGAAACACACCAGAGAAAAAGUUGAUUUCUGGCUGCAGGAAUUCUUGAUAAAUCACAAAAUUAAAAUAAAGGAGAAAGUGGAACAUAUAUUUGAGGGUAAAGAGGCAAAGGAAAAACAUCUGAAGAAUGUUUUCACAGAACUCUACAUUACAGAAGGGGAUAUUAAAGAAGUCAAUCAUGAACAUGAGGUUCUGCAGAUUGAUGAUGCCUUUAAAACCUGUAAAUCACAGAACAGCUCAAUCAAAUGCAAUGACGUAUUUAGUCUGAACAAAAAUAAGAAAAAGAUUGUGCUGACCAAAGGCAUUGCUGGCAUUGGAAAAACUGUCUCAGUGCAAAAGUUCAUUUUGGACUGGGCAGAAGGAAAAGCCAAUGGCAAUAUUGACUGUGUGUUUUUGCUUCCAUUCCGGAAGAUUAACUGCAUAAAAAACAGAGAGAUCAGUCUGCAUGAAUUUCUACAAAAGUUUAAUCCUGAAAUGCAGGACCUGGAAACAACAAAGAUAAAUAAGGUAUAUAAAUGUACGCUUGCAUUCAUCUUUGAUGGACUGGAUGAGAGUCGACUGACUCUGGAUUUUGACAGUGGAAUGGUGACGAGUGUUGAGGAGCGAUCAUCUGUAGAUGAACUGUUUACAAGUCUGGUAAAUGGGACUCUGCUUCCAUCAGCGCUUGUCUGGGUGACCUCGCGACCUGCAGCAGCCAAUCAGAUCCCUCCUGAGUAUGUUGGGUUGUUCACAGAGGUGCGAGGAUUCACUGACCAGCAGAAGGAGGAGUAUUUCAGAAAGAGAAUUAAAGAUGAGACUCAGGCCUCCAGAAUCAUCUCACAUAUUAAGAAAUCUCGAAGUCUUUACAUCAUGUGCUACAUUCCCGUGUUCUGUUGGAUCACAGCCACUGUUCUUCAGAACAUCACUAUUGGGAACAACGCAGAGGACAUCAACACAACACUCACUGAAAUGUACAUCCACUUUCUGCUGAUACAGAUGAACAUGAAGAACCAGAAGUAUGACCGAAAAACACAAAGAGAACAUACCAAGCUGUUAGAUUCCAAUAAAACAAUGAUUUUGAAGUUAGCCAAGCUAGCGUUUGAACAACUAAAGAAGGAAAAUAUUGUUUUCUACGAGAAAGAUCUGCAAGCAUGUGAUAUUGAUGUGAGUGACUUUGAGUCCACAGGAAUCCUGACUGAGAUCUUCAAGCAAGAGGCUGUACUUCACGAGGUGAAGGUCUUCUGCUUUGUGCAUCUGAGUGUUCAAGAGUUUCUCGCUGCUGUGCAUGUGUUUCUUUGCUACCUGCACAAGAACAUGAACGAGCUUCAGUUUUUCUUUGAAGAAACACAAAAUGAGGUCAGGCUAAUCUGUGAGCUUCAGUCUGAAAGUCCAUUGCAUUAUUUGCUAGUGAAGGCUGUUGAGAAAGCAGUGCAAAGUCAGAGAGGACAUUUAGACCUCUUUUUGCGGUUUCUGAUGGGCAUUUCACUGGAAUCCAAUCAGAACCUGCUCAGAGGCCUGUUCCCUCACACUGAAGAUAGCAAAGACAGCGUCACAAAAACAAUCAAGCACAUUAGAAAACUAUUACAAGAGUACACUUCACCUGAAACUUCAGUAAACCUGUUUUACAGCUUGCUGGAGCUGAAUGACAAUUCAUUAUAUAUGGAAAUCAAAAGUUACAUCAAAUCAUAUACAAGAACCCGCCUCUCAUCUUCCAUGUGUUCAUUGCUGGCCUACGUACUGAUGAUGUCACAGGAGGUGCUGGAUCAGCUUGACCUGCAUAGGUACGAGACAUCAUGGGGAAACCAAAAGAGAUUCCUCCCCGCUGUGAGAUGCUGCAGGAAAGCCUUACUCUAUGGAUGUGGUCUCGAUAAUACCUGCUGUGAAACUGUGGCUGUGGCACUGCAGAUACCAGACUCACCCCUGAUAGAGCUGGACAUGAGUGACAAUGAUCUGAAGGACUCAGGAGUGAAGCUGCUCUCUGAUGCACUGAAGAGCCCAAACUGUCAGCUGAAGAUACUGAGAUUGUAUUGCAGCAAUCUCACUGAUCAGAGCUGUGAAUUCAUGGGAUCAGUUCUACAAUCAUCAAACUCUCGUCUGAUAGAGCUGGACAUGAGUCGCAAUAAGCUGCAGGACUCAGGAGUGAAGCUGCUCUCUGAUGCACUGAAGAGCCCAAACUGUCAGCUGGAGAUACUGAGAUUACGGUACUGUUUUCUCACUGGUCAGAGCUGUGAAUUUAUGGCAUCAGCUCUACAAUUAUCAAACUCUCGUCUGAUAAAGCUGGACAUGAGUGAGAAUGCUCUGCAGGACUCAGGAGUGAGGCUGCUCUCAGAUGCACUGAGGAGCCCAAACUGUCAGCUGAAGAUACUGAGAUUGCAGGAAUGUAAACUCACUGGUCAGAGCUGUGAAUUUGUGGCAUCAGUUCUACGGUCAUCAGACUCUCGUCUAAUAGAUCUAAACAUGAGUCACAAUGAGCUGCAGGAUUCAGGAGUGAAGAUACUCUCUGAUGGACUGAAGAGCCCAAACUGUCAGCUGGAAAAACUGAGGUUUGAAAUACAGAUGUGUUUUUUAUGUGAAUUUGAUCGACAUGAUGUAAGUGUUUGCAGUAAGGAUGUAAAGAUUCACUCAUUGUCUCAAAUGCUUUGAUUGCAAAUUCUGAUUAUGUAUAUACCUCAAUCUUGAUGCAUGGAUUUCUGAAUUGUGAGACAU
Molecule: messenger RNA, 3075 nt
Organism: Carassius auratus (goldfish)
Lineage: Eukaryota; Metazoa; Chordata; Actinopteri; Cypriniformes; Cyprinidae
Product: NACHT, LRR and PYD domains-containing protein 12
Exons: 8
Coding region: 112-3012 (966 amino acids)
Molecular function (GO): protein binding
Source: RefSeq, a predicted model, not a curated record